Messenger RNA from Pedinophyceae sp. YPF-701, 1365 nucleotides. The record is from the annotation of a GenBank genome assembly. NCBI's taxonomy places the organism in Eukaryota, Viridiplantae, Chlorophyta, Pedinophyceae.
AUGCACCUCGCCGCGCUUGGUUUCGAGGUCGACGUGUACGACGCCUACGCCGACCCUCACACGGUCGCCCCUUCGAAGACCCGCGCGUACGUCAUCGCGCUCUCAGGCCGCGGGCAGGAGGCUCUUGCUGCCGCGGGCAUCAACAUCGACGAGUGCGAGGGGGCGGUGCGACUGGAGGGGUCUGCGCGCCGGAACAGCGACGGGAAGAUCCAGCUCAACCCGAGCCCGCUCGACCCCCCGCUGGUCGCGAUCGCCCGGCAGGACCUCACUGCGUUCCUCGCGGACCGCGCGGCGGACGCGGGGGUGACCUUCCACUGGAACCGACGCGUGCAGGCGGUGGACGUGGAGGCGGGCAGCGUGACGAUCGGCGGGGAGGCGCUGCCGUACGACCUCCUCGUGGGCGCGGACGGCCGGCGCAGCGUGGUGCGGAAGCAGCUCGAGUCGGACGCGCACCUGGGGUUUGAGUGCCGGAAGCAGGAGGACGACAUGGAGUACAAGGUGGCGGUGCUGGCGUGCCCGGACGGGGACUGGCGGGAGCUGCUCGAGCCGCGGGCGCUGCGGGGCGCGCGCGGGCGGCUGAGCGCGCGGGACCGGGCGCCGCGCGUGACGCACACGUGGUCGGACAAGUCGGGCCUGCGGACCGUGUACGGGUUCCCGCGGCCGGACGGGUCGCUCGUGUGCACGGUCAUCCUCCCGCCGGGCGAGCACGACGACCUCGAGCACCGCGGCGCGUACGCGGAGGUGCUGUCGCGCUUCAUGCGGGACGUAAAGCCCGGGGUGCUGGCGGACAUCGCCAAGCAGAUGAAGGGCGUGUCGCCGGCGACGGGCGGGACGAACGUCUGGUGCUCCGCGCUGCACGGGCCCGGCGUGGCGCUCGUGGGCGACGCCGGGCACGCGAUGUGGCCCUCGCUGGGCCUGGGAGCCAACACCGCGCUCGAGACGGCCAACGCGCUGGCCAUCGCGCUCAAGGGGUCGCAGCAGGUGUACGCGAGCCAGGAGACGGAGCACGAGUGGAUCCGCUGGGCGCUCGAGCGGUUCUCCGGGGAGCACCUGCCCAACGCGCGUGCCGCCGUCGACUUCAGCGCCAACGCGUUCGGCGGGAGGCGCCGCCGCAGCACGACCAAGCCGUCGCUCCUCUGGUUCAUGCGCGUCUCCCUCAAGCUCGUGAUCUCCAAGGUGCUGCCGUUCGUUAGGAAGCCCGCCGUGCUGCGGAUCAACGGCGCGGAGCCCAUGAAGAAGCUCUGGAAGGACGACCGGCUCGAGUGCGGGAUCUUCAACGGCUCCAUCGCCCUGGCGCUGAUGUGGCUGCUCGCGUGGGUGGGCAUGCAGAUCAUUCGCCGCAUCGGAGCCGCAUCGCCCGCGUAG